AUGAGUGCAGCUUUCCAGCCCUCCCUCAUGAUGAUGCAGCGCCCCUUGGGAAGCAGCACGGCCUUCAGCAUAGACUCCCUCAUCGGCAGCCCGCCCCAGCCCAGCCCGGGCCACUUCGUCUACACCGGCUACCCCAUGUUCAUGCCCUACCGGCCGGUGGUCUUGCCCCCGCCGCCCCCACCCCCUCCGACCCUCCCGCAAGCCUCGCUGCAGCCGGCCCUGCCGCCCUCUCACCCCCACCACCAAAUCCCCAGCCUGCCCACCGGCUUCUGCUCCAGCCUGGCCCAAGGGAUGGCGCUCACCUCCACGCUCAUGGCCACGCUGCCCAGCACCUUCUCCGCUUCCCCGCAGCACCAGGAGGCGGCCCGGAAGUUUGCCCCCCAAGCUCUCCAGGGCAACUUCGACAAAGGCGAAGGGCUCCAGCAGGAGAGCGAAGAGGGGAAAUCCUUCCUGAGCAAGGAGAGCUCCCUGCUGUCAUUCGCCGCCGCAGAAGCCGUGCAGGCUUCCCUGGUAGGGGCUGUCCGGGGUCAGACCAAAGAUGAUUCCAAAGCGGAAGACGACUCCAAAGGCAAAGAGGAAAGUUUCUCGAUGGACAGCGAUCUAGAUUAUAGCUCUGAUGACAAUAUCACAAGCCAAGCCGCUCAUAAAGAAGACGACUCUGGCAACGCACUAGAAGAAAACACCCAGAGCACAAAUAACUCCAACACCACCACAUCCACUGGCAAAAACAGGCGGAGGAGAACAGCCUUUACCAGCGAGCAGCUGCUAGAGUUGGAAAAGGAAUUUCAUUGCAAAAAGUACCUGUCUCUGACAGAGAGAUCCCAGAUCGCUCAUGCCCUCAAACUCAGUGAAGUGCAGGUCAAAAUCUGGUUCCAGAACAGAAGAGCCAAGUGGAAAAGGGUGAAAGCCGGCAAUGCCAACUCGAAGACAGGAGAACCCUCCAGAAACCCCAAGAUCGUGGUACCCAUCCCAGUCCAUGUCAGCAGAUUUGCCAUCAGAAGUCAGCACCAGCAGCUGGAACAAGCCAGACCCUGAUACAUUUCCACUACCCCUUCCCCCCCAUCCAAAAGUUUUGAUCCAUGUUUCGAAAUCGGGUUAAAAACAAACAAACAAACUUUAAUCUGAACCUUUCGACAUAUCGAGUAAAGCAAGAAUCGAUUAAUAAGAGGCUUAAAACUGUUUUGUUUUGGAGCGGGAAUAUCAAACCCUUGAAGAGACAUAAUAAAUAUUUAUUAUACUGUCCUACUUUGUAUAUAAAGUGCUGGAUCUCCGCUGCAGUGUUUUGACUCCUAUGGGACCAAAUAACCAGUAACAUGAAUUUACAUUCCAGAAGAAAACCACAACAAAAAACUGCAAUGCAUAUUACUCAUCUUUUGGUUUGUUUUUUUUUAUCAUUUUGAAAGGUAAAAAUGAAACAAAACUAAGAGGUUUGUUUUCCCUUUUUUGGGUUGGCUGAGUGGCAGACAGUUGGGUGAAUUAUUUUCAUUAUUAUUAUUAUUUUGCCUGGCUUGCUGUCGAUUUGGUUGCAUCUUCUACUAAGCCAUGUUUG
Messenger RNA from Malaclemys terrapin pileata, 1549 nucleotides. It is a transcript of the gene GBX2, whose product is annotated as gastrulation brain homeobox 2. NCBI's taxonomy places the organism in Eukaryota, Metazoa, Chordata, Testudines, Emydidae. Gene Ontology annotation, cellular component: nucleus. Gene Ontology annotation, molecular function: RNA polymerase II transcription regulatory region sequence-specific DNA binding; DNA-binding transcription factor activity, RNA polymerase II-specific. The record is from RefSeq and is a predicted model, not a curated record. The transcript has 2 exons. Gene Ontology annotation, biological process: regulation of transcription by RNA polymerase II; regulation of nervous system development. The coding region runs from base 1 to 1035 and encodes 344 amino acids.